This is a messenger RNA of Babjeviella inositovora NRRL Y-12698, 1479 nucleotides long. It is a transcript of the gene STP4, whose product is annotated as Stp4p. The transcript has a single exon. Bases 203 to 1414 code for a protein of 403 amino acids. Lineage: Eukaryota; Fungi; Ascomycota; Pichiomycetes; Serinales. The record is from RefSeq and is a predicted model, not a curated record.
CUUCCGGCUACCGAUUCAAAGCUUCAAGGCCCAUGUUAUCGCAGCUGUCGUUAGAUUUCGCUUCUUCGUAUAUAUACCCAUCAUCUCCACAUACUUUCCCUAACCCUUGCGCUACAAAAUUUUGAAUCUCGAUUUGCGCUUCCGUACAGAACCUCCAGGUCUUACUUCCCGUACAACUCUUACCUCCCAUACAAUUUCUAUGAUGAGCUCCGUUUUGCAUUAUCCACAACACAUGAAUCACACUCCAAUCCUCCCUCCAAUAAAUCAUCGCCAGGCGUAUUCUAACGAAGACACAUUCUACCGCCGUCCGUCGCCCCCAUUGGUCCAUCUCCCAUCACUACACUAUGAAACGCAAGAGCAAGCGGAUAGCAAGCGGGUGUCUGUUUCGUCCUUAGCUUCCGGCUCCAAUGAUUCAUCUUGGGCUCUCUCGGAACGUUCUAAUUCGGGGACUCACGCUUCGGGUGUUUCAACUACCUACCCCAACACCGCCACCAAUUCUCCGCCCCCCCUUGGCAAAAGCACCAGCUCUUUAUUAUACACUGCGAUCUCCCCGAUCACGCAUUUGCCACCGAUCUCGCGGUUGGCGUUUCCGCCGCAGGCUCAGCAACCACAGUACCCACCUUCACAGCUGUACUAUUCCAGCCUCAAGCCAGAAUUUCAGUACGGCGUCCCGCCACCCGCCCAUGCCGGACAAUAUCCUCGGGAAUAUCCGACCCCCUCCAGCAGCGCUGUUGGGCCUCGCCUGAUGUCCUCUUCCCUUCCUCCAUUACACUCCAACUCUGAGCCCAUCCAGUUUUCCAUGAAUGGAUCGCCCCGGUCACAACACUUUGCCUCUGUUGCUUCCUUCGCCAGGGAACACGCCCACUCGUCUUCUUCUGAAUCAAUCUCCGGGACUCUCAGCUCGAAACAGCCACGCAAAAAGAGACAAUGUCCGGAAUGUAAGCACUACUUCUCCAACUUGGCUACUCACAAGUCUACUCACUUGACCCCAGACUCGCGUCCACAUGUUUGCUCCAUUUGUGACCGUGGAUUCUCCAGGUCCAACGAUUUAUCGAGACACGUUAAGCGCCACUGGAAAGAAACGGGCUCCGACCAGGGGGCUUUCAAAUGCCCCUUCAACCUCCACGUCCAGCAAGGGCAUGAGGGAUUCAAGGGCCCUCACGGGGAGGGUGAAGCCCAUGACGAUAAUGCACACACCUGCCAUCUGACCGGGAUUUUCAGCCGCUGUGACACGUUCAAAAACCAUUUGAAAGCCUUGCACUUUGAGUACCCAUUGGGUACCAAGAAAAAUCAGCGGGGCUAUGUCUCCGGGUGUUGUAAAAGCUGCAAAAUGAGAUUCAACAAAGUUGAUGACUGGAUGAGCCAACAUGUAGAGGCUGGGAAGUGUCCCUACGGUGCUGGAAAUGGGGCCUAAACUUACGAUAUGUUAACCUCAUAUUUUUGGUUCAUUCGAUUACGAUUUGACAGGUACUUAGAAGU